Messenger RNA from Aphis gossypii (cotton aphid), 6399 nucleotides. RefSeq names its product fatty acid synthase-like. Gene Ontology annotation, molecular function: fatty acid synthase activity; oxidoreductase activity. The record is from RefSeq and is a predicted model, not a curated record. Lineage: Eukaryota; Metazoa; Arthropoda; Insecta; Hemiptera; Aphididae. The transcript has 32 exons. Gene Ontology annotation, biological process: fatty acid biosynthetic process. Bases 162 to 6224 code for a protein of 2020 amino acids.
CACGUCUUAUUCCCGUGCAUCCGUGUCGACGACGAUAAUAGUAAAACAUUUACUAAUAUUAUUGUCUAAAUCGGAAACACUCAUUUUUACAACCAACAACAUAACAGUAAAUCCAUUUAAUCCAGAUACUUGUUGAUUUAUUGUUUUUCGCCCUCAAAAAGAUGGCACCGAACGCUCACGAAUCAGAGCCUGUACGCGCCCCCGCUGCCGCCAAGCCCGAUGUGUUGUCGGACGAGUUUGGUUUCCAGGCCGAAGACAUCGUUAUAUCCGGUCUCUCUGGUCGGUUUCCGGAAUGCGACAGCAUCGACGAGAUGAGGGAGAAGCUGUACGGUGGCGUCGACAUGGUCACCGAUGAACCCUCAAGAUGGCCCUACGGUCUGUAUGGUGCCAUCAUGAGAACUGGAAAAAUGAAGGACCUUACCCAAUUUGACGCUGAAUUUUUCAACUACCCUCCUGCUUUGGCUGAACGUAGUGAUCCGCAACAAAGAAUGCUGUUGGAAGUUGCUUACGAAGCAAUCGUUGACGCAGGACUUCAUCCUAUGGCUUUGAAGGGCACCCGUACCGGUGUAGUUGUGGCUCUAUCAUCUAGUGAAACAUGCGAUUGGUGGUCCAAAGAUCCAGAAAUCGUCAACGGGUAUGAAUUUUUGGGAUCCUCCAGAACGAUGAGCGCUAACCGCGUGUCCAACUACUUUGACCUUAAGGGACCUAGCUACUCCAUCGACACUGCGUCUUCUACCAGUUUGAUCGCACUUCACCAAGGUUUCAAGCUCAUUCAAGAUGGCGUUUGCGAAAAUUGUAUCGUGGCUGGUGUCGAUCUUGUGUUGAACCCAACUGUAUCACUCAUGUUCCAAAACUUGAAUAUGUUGUCGCCCGGUGGCAAGUGCCGAUCAUUUGAUGCCGAAGGUGAUGGAUACGUACGAUCAGAAGGUGUUGUCGCCGUGCUAUUACAAAAAGCCAAAUCGGCGAGACGUAUUUACGCCGGUUUAUUGAACACCGGAAGUAACGCAGACGGAUACAAAGACGAGGGUAUUACAUUCCCUUCCCAAGAAAUGCAAAUUUCUCUGUUUAAGAAAGUUCAAGAUGAAGUCGGUGUUAAAUCGACUGAUCUAGCUUUCAUGGAAGCUCACGGAUCUGCUACCAAAGUGGGUGAUCGUCAAGAAGUUGGCGCAAUCGUUGAAGUUUUCUGUACAGGAAGGACUAAACCGCUUCUUAUAGGAGCUCUCAAGUCGAACAUGGGCCAUGGUGAACCAGCUUCCGCCUUAUCUGCUGUCAUAAAAGUCCUCGUAGCCAUGGAAUGUAGACUUUUGCCACCUAACUUGCAUUACAAUAUACCGAAUCCGGAUAUUCCAGCCCUUGUAGACGGAAGAUUGACUGUCGUUGAAAACGUUACUCCAUGGAACGGUGGUAUUGUUGCAGUCAACUCAUUUGGUGUGGGUGGUGCCAAUGGACAUUGUUUGAUGAAAUCCUAUACCCAACAGAAGAAAGAUCCACAAGUGCUAGAAGAGGAAUUACCUAGAUUGGUAGCAGUAUCAGCUAGAAAUAAAAGCGCUAUAAACUACAUGAUAAACCGAAUCGACGAAAUGCCCAGAGACAAAGAGUUCUACGCUUUGUUGUAUGGUGUCCAUACUGAUCAAAUAGUUGGCCACAAAUACAGAGGUUACAUUUUAUUCAACGGAAUGUACGACAAGACUCGUCAGAUUGCUGAGUACGACGGUCAAAAGAAACCAGUCGUUUUUGUUUUACCCGGUGCGGAGAGUCACUGGUCUGAUGUAGGUAAUCAAUUAAAACGUUUACACGUGUUCAAUGAGUCAAUCGAGAAGAGCGCCAAUUUAUUAAAACAAAAAGGAUUCAAUUUACGUUCAGUUUUGAGAAAUACAGAUCUUGUAUCGAUAAGUAAUCCAUUUUUGUCCGUCGUGACUACGACCGUUGUUCAAAUUGCUCUCUUGGACGUCCUAGAAAGCCUGAAAAUAACACCAGAUUACAUUGUCGGAGAACCUUUAAGUGAACUAGCGGCCGCAUACGCCGAUGGCGUUUUGACAGCAGAAGAAGCAAUUUUAUCGGCUUAUGCUAUUGGUAGUGUAUUGGCUGAAGCUAAAAUUACCCCAUCUCAAAAUGGGCCCGUGUUAUCUUCUCAGAACGUAUCAAAAGUAUCCAAACAAUUGCAGUCCGCUUUACAAUCCAUCAUCACUAAAUCAAAAUCCAUUUCAUCUCGAUGGAUUAGCGCUUCACAGUCAUUAGGAAGCCAAGCGGUGACAUCAACAUACUUUGUCAAUAGCUUGUCCACGCAAUUAUCUCUUCAAGACUCGUUGGUAAAAUGCCCAGAAAAUGCAGUUUAUAUUCAAAUUCUCGCUCAAAAACGAGCACAAAACUACUUUGAAAGUAAUUUAAGCUCUGAUGCCAAAUACGUAAACUUGAUUAAAGAUGAAAAAGAUAUGUAUAAACAGCUGUUGUUGAGUGUAGGAGACUUGUUCAAUGUUGGUCUUCAACCUCAAAUUGAACAUUUAUACCCACCAGUGAAAUUCCCCGUGGCCGCACGUACUCCAAUGAUUCAAUCAUUAGUCGAGUGGGACCAUUCUGUUAAAUGGAGCGUGGUUACAUUCCACGGCAAGCCAAUUUGUAAAGCUGGAGAAGUUAUAUUAAACGUAGAUGUCAAUUCCAAUAAAUACAGUUUUUUGAAAAACAAUAAAAUUGACGACUUAUUCGUUAUACCUUACGCUGGUUACCUGUCCAUAGUUUGGCAAGGAUUUGCUGAGUUGUUGUAUCAAGAGCCAAAUGAACUGCCAGUUGUGUUUAAAAAUGUAGAAUUCUUAAGGAAAACAGUCAUUCCAGAACAAGGUAUAGUUAAAUUUACUUUGAACGUAUUGUCGUCUGGUGAAUUUGAACUCAAAGAAUCCGGUACGAUUGUGGCUUCUGGACAAAUUAGCACAACAGCUUCAAUUGAUAAGGAACUAUUGAAACUGGCUACCCCCAAAAAUAAAAAAUCGCAAUACUUACCGUUAGAUUCCACUGACGUUUAUAAAGAAUUGCGUUUGAAAGGUUACGAUUACAAUGGUCCAUUUAGAGGAAUCCAAAAAAUUGAUCACACAGGAUACUAUGUUAAUUUCGAUGGAAAUUGGUUGGCAUAUUUAGAAAAUCUAUUCCAAAUAUCGGUGUUGCAAUCAGAUAAUUAUAAUUUGUAUAUUCCGAAAUUCGUAAAAAAGGUAGUCAUCGAUCCAACAAAACAACAAGUACAAACUGACAACAAUGCUAUUUACUACAAAUAUGUUGAUGUAAUUAAGACCGGAAGCGUUGAAGUCCGUGGAUUACAAUUAGAAGAGGUUCCAUUAAGAAACAAAGGUCAAAAAGAUCCAAAUUUAGAGUUUUACUCUUUCCAACCAUAUGUUUCUGAUACGCCAACAACAUAUGCUCUAGACACAUGUGUUCAAUUAGCUUUUGAAAACAGUGGAGGUGCUUUCAAACUAAAAGUAGCUGAGGUAGGAACUGGUAGAAAACCAGAAUCCCUGUUCGCCAAAUCCGUCAUUGAUGUGAUCAACACCGAACCAAUGCCAAGCGUGGACGUAACUGUGUUCACCGACAAGCCAGCUCCUGUCACAGAACAAUUUGAUGAAUUCGGUGUUCGAGCAGUGGAGAAGGAUGUGUAUAGUCCGGAACCAAUCGAUUCUAAUUGUCAUCUGGUAAUUGCCGUCGAUCAACUAAGUAACUCGGUAUUGGUGAAAAAUGCUGUCGACAGUUUAAAAGUUGGCGGUUGUGCAUUGUUUGUCGAAACCAAAAAACCAACGGAACAACAACUUAACUCAACGGGAUUAGAAUUGGUAGCCAAUUUAAGAUCAAAAGAUAAUAAAACAUUUGUUCUUCUCCGAAAGAAUGUGAACUGGUCCACACCAAUCGUGGUUAACUGCACUGGUAAUGACUUUGCUUGGAUCGAACCUUUCAAAUCAGCACUCCAACGAGCUGAACAAGAAAAUAAACAAGUACUUUUAGUUAGCCAAGGAGUCAAAUAUUCCGGAAUUUUAGGUUUUGUUAAUUGUAUUCGAUUGGAACAAAACGGAAAUGCGUUGAGAUGUUUGUUCAUUGAAGACCCGAAAGCACCGAAAUUUUCGUUGACUUCUGAUUUCUACCAGAAGCAAUUGAAAAAAGAUUUGGCCAUCAAUGUUUACCGUGACGGUGUCUGGGGUAGUAACCGACAUUUCCUGUUGGAAGAUGACUCCAACAGUAUACUUGUGCCAAAAGAAUACGCAUACAUAUCCACAAGGAAGAUUGGAGAUCUAUCAACACUGAACUGGAUUGAAGGUCGCCUCCAAUAUUACAAACCCGAAGACUAUCCAGGACGAGAACUGUGCACAGUGUACUAUGCACCGUUGAAUCACAUGGACGUGCUAUUCGCUGAACGCUCGUGGUUGCCGUUCUUCAACACAGACACCGCCGAUCAGGGUGCAUUUUUGGGUCGGGAGUUUGCCGGUCGCAACGCAAAGGGUCAAAGAGUAUUUGGAUUGGUAUCUGGUAGCGCACUCGCCACUCACGUGUUAGCUGACAGCUCAACUCUGUGGGAAGUUCCCGAUAAGUGGACUCUCGAGCAAGCAUCCACAGUUUCUGUCGCAUACGUUUUGGCUUAUUAUGGACUAUUUAUACGUGGUAAACUUCAACCGAACGAAUCAGUGUACCUUAACUCUGGUACAAAUUACACGGUAUUAGCUUCUCUCAAUAUCUUACAAGACAGCAACAUAAAAGUAUACGUCGGAGUAGAGAAAGAAUCACAAAGAGAAUAUCUACAAAAAAAUUACCCUAAGUUAUCUUCAGACAAUAUCGUCAACAGCAAGUUCGCAGAACAAGAGAUACUAGAAAAGACCAAUGGAAAAGGUGUGAAUUUAAUCUUCAACACUCUCGAAUCCACUCCAUUUAAAUUACAGAGUUUCAUCCACACUGUAGCGGAAAGUGGACGUAUCGUUGAGUUUGAAAAACAAAAACAAGCAAUUGAAUCCAUUGGUGUUACCGGAAACUUGAAGAACAUUACCAUCAUAAAAAUGAACUUAAAGAGUCUGUUCCACGGAAGAUAUUCUUUACUCGAUAAACAGGAGCUCCAAAAACUCAUAGCUAAUGGAAUCAAAACCGGUGAAGUACAGCCAUUGCCCACAACGGUCUACUCUACUGAUGAAAGUUUAUUAGAAGCUUUUGAAAGGACCGAAAGUUUCAACUACAUCGGUAAAAUUGUAUUAAAAAUCCGCGAUGAAGAAUCGAAAAAAGUCGUCGUUCCAGCACCCAAAAAAGUAUUAGCAGUACCGAAAACAUUUGUUGACCCAGAAAAUACAUAUGUCGUAAUCGGUGGCUUAAGUGACUUUGGUCUACAAAUGGCCAACUUUUUGGUAACCAGAGGUGCGAAAAAAAUAGUAUUGGUAUCUAGCAGUGGAGUUAGUACCGGAUUCCAAUCGUUGUUCAUGCGAAGGUGGAAAGAAAAGAACAUUGAGGUUGCUGUCAUCGCAUACGAUACGACUAAACUGGAAGAAACCGAAGCACUGCUGAAAGAAGUCAACCAAUUGGGACCAGUUGCGGGAAUAUUCCAUGUGGACUCUGUAUUACACAGUAUUUCGUCUACUGAUUUGACCGCGGCCGAUUUCCGCUCAGCAUACGACCAGAAAGCUUUGUCCGUCAUAAAUCUUGACACAGCCUCCCAAAAACUGUGUCCAAAACUCAAAUAUUUCUUCGUCUGGUCCUCGGGAACUUCCGGACAUGGUAUAGCCGGCCAAGCCGACUACGGUUACUCUGACUCAGCGAUAGGAAAGAUAUCAGAAGCUCGAAAAGCAGCUGGAUACCCAUCGACUGUCGUUGAAUGGGGAGCAAUUGGAGAUGUUGGUCCAAUCUUAGACACGUUUGACGAUAACAAUGCGAUUGUCAGCGGUACCUUGCCACAGAGGAUCGCUUCAGUUCUGAACGUGGUCGAUGACUUCCUGAAUCAGCCACAUGCCGUGCUAUCAAGCUCGGUUCUCGUGGAAAAGAAAAUGGCCAACGUUGAACCUGUGUCCGUUGGACCCGCCGACGCCGUCGCCAAAAUUUUAGGUAUCAAAGAUGUCAAGAAUGUUUUGGGUACAUCUACAUUGACCGAACUUGGUUUGGACUCGUUGUUGGGAACCGACAUUAAACAAGUAUUGGAACAAGACUUCAACAUUGAAUUCAGCGCUAAAGAAAUCAGGGAAUUGACAUUCGAUAUAAUCAAAGAGCUCCAGUACUAAAGAGGCGUCAGAGUUUAAGGUGCUUACUACUGGUGCUUUGUUGCUGUGCCUCAAGAACCACGUAAUCUCGUCAUUUUUUGAAAUUGUUAAUGUACUAUUUAAUUGAUAAUCUAUAUGAUUAUUAUUGUUGUUAUUAUGCUGUAGACAUUUAGAAUAAAGUGAACUAUAAAUAAAA